UGCGCAGUUACCGCAGCGCCGGGCAGGUUGGGAUGGUCGCUUGAGCUGAAAAAAUACAUCACCCACCCGAAUGAGCUCAUCGAUUAUCAUUCCAGACGGAAACUCCUUUAUUUAGGUCUUAAUAAAGAGCUUUAUAUCCGCAUUUGAAAAUGCCGAGUAAUAAGCUGGAUAAACCAGAGAAGGUGGAGGUGAGUGAUAACGUGAAGGUGGUGGUGAGAUGUCGACCCCUCAACGAGAAGGAGAAGGUGAUGGGUCACAAGCAGGCCGUCGCUGUGGACGAGAUCCGGGGAACGAUUACUGUGAACAAGCUAGAUAUGACUAGUGAGCCGCCAAAGACGUUCACCUUUGACACAGUGUUCGGCCCAGACAGUAAACAGCUGGAUGUGUAUAAUUUAACAGCUCGACCUAUUAUUGACUCAGUAUUAGAGGGUUACAAUGGAACCAUAUUUGCAUACGGCCAGACAGGCACAGGAAAGACGUUCACUAUGGAGGGUGUCAGGGCAGUGCCUGAACUCAGAGGAAUCAUUCCAAAUUCAUUUGCUCAUAUAUUUGGUCACAUUGCAAAAGCAGAAGGAGACACCAGGUUUCUGGUAAGAGUUUCGUAUUUGGAAAUAUACAAUGAGGAGGUGAGAGACCUGUUGGGAAAGGACCAGAUGCAGAGGCUGGAGGUCAAGGAGAGACCUGAUGUAGGAGUUUACAUCAAGGAUCUUUCUGGAUAUGUGGUCAACAAUGCUGACGAUAUGGACCGGAUUAUGACCCUUGGACACAAAAACCGUUCUGUGGGUGCGACUAAUAUGAACGAGCACAGCUCUCGCUCCCAUGCCAUCUUCACCAUAACUAUCGAGUGCAGCGAGAAGGGCAUAGAUGGAAAUCAACACGUGCGCAUGGGAAAGCUACACUUGGUCGAUCUUGCGGGAUCUGAAAGACAAGGGAAAACGGGCGCCACGGGUCAACGUCUUAAAGAGGCCACAAAAAUCAACCUGUCCCUGUCCACCCUGGGAAAUGUUAUCUCUGCACUGGUGGAUGGGAAAAGCACCCACGUGCCCUACAGGAAUUCAAAACUCACCCGACUCUUACAGGACUCUUUAGGAGGAAACUCCAAAACCAUGAUGUGUGCAAACAUCGGCCCAGCAGAUUACAAUUACGAUGAAACCAUCAGUACGCUUCGUUAUGCCAACCGUGCCAAAAACAUCAAGAAUAAGGCGAGGAUUAAUGAAGACCCCAAGGACGCACUGUUGCGCCAAUUUCAGAAGGAAAUCGAAGAGCUCAAGAAAAAACUGGAAGAAGGUGAGGAGAUCUCUGGUUCUGAUGGCAGCGGAUCAGAUGACAUGGAUGACGGUGAAGACGAAGUCGGAGAUGGCGGUGAGAGACGCAGGAAACGAAGAGGGAGGAAGAAGGUGUCUCCUGACAAGAUGGUGGAGAUGCAAGCUAAGAUCGAAGAAGAACGGAAAGCACUGGAGGCCAAACUGGACAUGGAAGAGGAAGAGAGGAACAAAGCUCGUGCAGAGCUUGAGAAACGAGAGAAAGACCUUCUCAAAGCACAACAAGAGCAUCAUUUGUUACUCGAGAAGCUGUCUGCUCUGGAGAAGAGGGUUAUUGUUGGUGGAGUUGAUUUACUGGCUAAAGCCGAGGAGCAAGAGAAGCUUCUGGAAGAAUCCAACAAUGAACUGGAGGAGAGGAGGAAGAGGGCCGAGCAGCUCCGAAGAGAACUGGAAGAAAAGGAGCAAGAGCGCUUGGAUAUCGAGGAGAAAUACACCAGUUUACAGGAAGAGGCUCAAGGCAAGACCAAGAAACUGAAGAAAGUGUGGACCAUGUUGAUGGCAGCCAAAUCUGAGAUGGCUGAUUUGCAGCAAGAGCAUCACAGAGAGAUCGAAGGUCUGCUGGAAAACAUCCGGCAGCUGAGCAGAGAGCUGCGUCUACAGAUGCUCAUCAUUGAUAACUUCAUUCCUCAGGAAUAUCAGGAGAUGAUUGAGAACUAUGUGCACUGGAAUGAGGACAUUGGCGAAUGGCAGCUGAAAUGUGUGGCCUACACUGGCAACAACAUGAGAAAACAGACACCUGUGUCGGACAAGAAAGAAAAAGAUCCGUUUGAAGUGGACCUGUCCCAUGUGUAUCUGGCCUACACUGAGGAGAGCAUGAGACAGUCCCUAAUGAAGCUAGAAAGGCCUCGGACAUCAAAAAGUGGAAAGUCCAGGCCUAAAACCGGUCGUAGGAAACGUUCCUCCAAACCAGAAGCUGCGAUUGAAUCCCUGCUGCAGUGAGCCUUUUGUCUGACAAAGACUACCAUAUUUUGUGCAUUUUCAAGGCCAGUCCAGUAUAUGUCUUAGGAAAUACUGAUUCUUGUGACAUUAAGGCACUUUGGCAUAAGUGUAGAUGAAAAUAAAUCAUGUGUUAAUAUGCAGGAAUUCCAGAGCUGCUCCAAAGCUGGGUUUAGGUGAGGAUAGUUUGCUGUAAAAUGUCUGUUAAUGAUAGCACUACAAAAGGCACAUUUCACCUUUAACAUAAACACUGUUACUGUAUAUUCUGCUUCACACUGAUGGCUGGGAUGAGCCGGUUAUUGAUCCGCCACAAGUUGAGCUUGCCGUCAGGGAAUAUGCUAUUGAGAAACAAAUCUAAUCUUAAUGUUUUAUACAAUUGGCAGCGUGCAAUUGCUUUAGCUUUAUGUAUACAAGCUAUGCUACUUCAUGUUUUUUUUAUAGUGAGAAUGUGCAUGCCAUGUUUCCCUGGCUGUUGUGCCAUUAGCUCAGUUAACUCUAAUUGUAAUGUAUUUUCAUUGUGCACUGUAGUACCAUUAGUCUUACAUAAAAAUGUUUACAUUUUUUUUUUUUUUUUUUGUCCUGUAUUCCUCUUUAA
Molecule: messenger RNA, 2853 nt
Organism: Labeo rohita (rohu)
Lineage: Eukaryota; Metazoa; Chordata; Actinopteri; Cypriniformes; Cyprinidae
Gene: kif3a
Product: kinesin family member 3A
Exons: 17
Coding region: 150-2261 (703 amino acids)
Biological process (GO): microtubule-based movement
Molecular function (GO): microtubule motor activity; ATP binding; microtubule binding
Source: RefSeq, a predicted model, not a curated record